Molecule: messenger RNA, 2277 nt
Organism: Colletotrichum navitas
Lineage: Eukaryota; Fungi; Ascomycota; Sordariomycetes; Glomerellales; Glomerellaceae
Product: nonsense-mediated mRNA decay protein 1
Exons: 2
Coding region: 1-2277 (758 amino acids)
Molecular function (GO): helicase activity
Source: RefSeq, a predicted model, not a curated record
AUGGCGAACGAACUUUUCGCAAUUGAGCAAUUUAACAAAACGACCUGCAUCAGAUACGCUUGGGUAAUCGCCUCAAUCCCUGGUCCCUAUUCGCUAAUUUCUUCGGACCUUCAAAAGAAAUGGAUCGUGCUCGUUGAACUACCAAAAAAGCCGGAGAGGUGUUUUCCAGAGGAGGGAAAUCGGUGCAGAAUUGCCUUCAUGCAAGACUUCACCCGAGAAGAAGACAUGCUGGUAGCUGAGCGGAUUGCAAACCCAUACGAUGAUAUGGCAGAAACACACCCGUACUCAUAUUAUGCGGUCUUCACUGUGACUACGGAGCACCUGGUGCACCCAGUCACCAAAGAGCAGUUUCAGCCGCUGUUGUCGAUCAUGAUCGCCCAACCCACUGACAUCAACUCCCUGCCUACCCCUUUGACUGUGCACAAUGCAGUCGAGUGCAGACUCAAAGUCGAUUCGAAUCCGAUCACAUAUGAGGCUGAGUUGUUGGCAUUGUCUAUCUUGACGGAGCCGAAGAAGGAGUCGAAUGCUUUGCCAGCAACAACCCUCGGGACGUUUGAGUAUCUGCUGGACUUCCGCAAAGAACCCAGCUUCAGGGUCAACCUGUUCGAGAAAAUACCGCACAUGAAUAAUCCGAGCGAACACCCCAAUAACUUCUUGAAGACGGUAUACAGUCGGCUGAACCAUGACCACAAGUAUGUUUACGACCAGCUUCGACAAAUACCAGCCGGACUUGCUCUUAUCCUUGGAUGUCCGGGUGCUGGGAAAACAGCGUUGAACGCAUUCAUCGCUGCUAUGGCUCUGUCGCAGCCUGUCAAGGAACUUUGGCGGGAUGGCAAACAAAGACGCAGACCAGUUAAGAUUCUUUACUUGCUGGAUGUCAACUAUCCGUGUGACGAUGCUGCCAACCGGGUAUAUAACAUGUUGCAGGAUGCUGGAAUUCACAAGUCAGUUGUUCGGGUUCGUGGUUGCGCCCGUGAGAUGAGGAACAGCGCAAAGCUCCAUCCAGAGCCGCGAAACUUGACGGAAGAUCACACUCCAGAUUUCACUGCCGGUUUUCUCAAGCAAGCACGUCUUUUUGGUGGCUUGCAGAAAGUUCACCGCGAUGACAGCCGGGCACCAACGUUGGAUGAGGUGGCUUGGGACAAGUAUGAGGCUGACAAGACCAAGUACAUCGCCCUGACAAAGAUCUUGGACAAGCUGAACGAGGGUGUACCCAAGACAGACCAGACGGCUAGAGAACUGAGGAAAUGCGUCGCGAGACUUUAUUUCUCUGUCAUAGAGAAAGCCGACUUCAUAGCUACUACCCCAGUCGGCGCUGCUGGCUAUCUGAGCAAAAGGUUUCGCCCCGAUAUUGUGUUUCUGGACGAAGCGGCCCACGCAAGAGAGCUGACGGCUAUGAUUCCGAUUGCUCUUUACUCACCGUACACUUUUAUUCUGACAGGCGAUACUCGUCAAACUCGUCCAUUUGUUGAGGGAGUCAAUGCUUCAGACAAAAGCGGCCAGGAAAAUGUCUACGCGAGACAGCUGAUGCUCAGCACAAUGGAAAGAGCGGACCUAGCCGGAGCCCUCGACAGCAAACUCCAUAUCAGCCACCGAAUGUACGGAAACCUACAGGAACUUGCAUCAGAGCUGUUCUACGAUGGACUGUUAACGUCAGGCCUACCCGAAUCCGAGCGAUUCCCUGAAGCUAUCCAACACAUUCAAGGGUGGCUAUCGAGGAUCACUGGUGGCAAGGAAUGUGCGGUUCCUCGAAUCCUCAUAAGUUACCGAAGCUCGGCGGAGGCCAGUGACAAAGCCAGUUUCUAUAAUCCCAUCCACGAGGCUUUUAUUCAGCAGCGAUGCCAUGAAUUACUUGAAGAUCCGAACUUCCGGCGAAUCGACCAGCCCGAGAAGCCUGGACGGAUCUUGAUCAUCACGCCUUACAGAGCUGCUUUGGUCCGGUACAAGCGGUUUGUCAAAGCUCUUCAGCUCAAAGUCCAAGACAGACUCGGGGUCGAACUGAAGAUGAGUGCGAUGGAAGCUCGCACAGUAGAUUCUGCCCAAGGUCACGAAGCGGAAUUUGUAUUUGUUGAUACUGUCCGAACGAAAAGUGCAGGAUUCUUGAACGACCCUAAAAGACUCUGUGUCAUGCUCACGCGCGCCAGAAUCGGCGAAAUGGUGCUCAUGCAUGAGGGCACCACGAAAAUAUGGGAAGGAAGGGAACUUGUUGAGGCUGAGUGGACGACGAAGGUGUAUGAGCACUGUCGUCGGAACGGCCAGCUUUAUCAAAUUGGUUGA